AUGUUGUACGCGCUCCAGGAGUGUAGUAACUGCCACAAGAGGGGUCACGAAACGAAGGAUUGUCGGGUUCGGGUGUUUGACAGCAAGUAUGGCAGCCUGGGAAUCGAGGUGUAUGAGAAGGGCAACCAACUAAUUAUUAGCACACCGACGCCGAACGCAAGGAAGGCCCUUCCUUUACGACACAUGUUCAAAUGGUCCCUCCCCAUAAAGGGAACCCGCACCCAAGUCGACGUGGAAAGAUACUCCACAUUCCGGGUACACCAGGACAAGUUCCGAAGCAAGGAUCCGAAUCGAUCGAACAACAGAGCACGAGACCAUAGCACAAAGACUCGGAAUUACCAGGACAAGUUCCGAAGCAAGGAUCCGAAUCGAUCGAACAACAGAGCACGAGACCAUAGCGCGAAGACUCGGAAUUACCAGAGGCAAAACUUUACUAAAGACGGCCGGUGUCGUCAAUCCAGACGGCAUGGUGCUUGCCUUUGA
This is a messenger RNA of Gregarina niphandrodes, 483 nucleotides long. RefSeq lists its product as hypothetical. Gene Ontology annotation, molecular function: nucleic acid binding; zinc ion binding. The coding region runs from base 1 to 483 and encodes 160 amino acids. The transcript has a single exon. The record is from RefSeq and is a predicted model, not a curated record. NCBI's taxonomy places the organism in Eukaryota, Apicomplexa, Conoidasida, Eugregarinorida, Gregarinidae.